Molecule: messenger RNA, 1260 nt
Organism: Cucurbitaria berberidis CBS 394.84
Lineage: Eukaryota; Fungi; Ascomycota; Dothideomycetes; Pleosporales; Cucurbitariaceae
Exons: 2
Coding region: 345-1163 (272 amino acids)
Cellular component (GO): membrane
Source: RefSeq, a predicted model, not a curated record
CUCAGGCAUGUACACUGCAAUUGAACACCAACCUUCGAAAAUGAAGCAAGCAUACGCAACAUGCUCUGUCGGUGAUUUCCUGAUAUUAAUGCCGAUGAUCCCUGACGUCAUGACCUAUAUGGACUGAUGUUGGAUUGAUUCAAAGCCUCGCAUUUAUCGUCUUGCGCCUACAAAACCCACCGCGAUUGCUUCAAGCGAAGCGUUGCAAGAUAUCCAUCAUCAAACUUACAAGUAGCCUUGCUGUCGAAACCCGACCCCCUUGAGGAGUGACAAGGUUGACUAUACUCGGACGACGGAGACGUGGAUGCGUUGCGCCUGGCCUUCCAAAUCAGCGAACGGUAAAAAUGAGCGCAGAGGGCAAUACCCAGGACCCUCGCUCGGAGGCGUCCAAGAAGCGCGAUCUCAUCGCACGCGGUGACCACACCCCAACGCCUGCUGGCAAAGUGACUUUCUUCAUACUUCGCGGCCUCGAACCAUUCCUUCAGUACUCGACCCUCGCACAUGGACUCGGAACGUCCGCCUUCCACCGCUUGGGGCUACGGACGCUGCCUCCUGGGCCCCCUUCACAUACAGGCAUUGCUCUCAUCGAUGGCUUAGGGCUGUCACCGUACAGAUUGGUGCUAUUGGGCAUGUCGAUUGGCGCUGCCGUCAAGCAGAAUAUAUGGGUCAGCGCAUUGUCAGGAGAGCCAAUGCCUGUUGGAGGUGCUGUCGCUGUUGGUGCUUUUAACGCCUUCUUCAACAGUGUGAGCACCUAUGCUUUCCUGCUCACUGCGACAUCAGCCUCGACCAGGUCGAACUUCCCCCAGCCAGCCCUUAUAAUCGGUAGCUCAUUGUAUGUUGUCGGUAUCCUUACUGAGCUUAUGGCCGAGAUCCAACGCAAACGCUUCAAGUCAGACCCGAGGAACAAAGGCAAGGCCUAUACUGGGGGCUUAUGGCAAUUUGCUCGACACAUCAAUUAUGGUGGAUACACGCUAUGGCGCGCUGGAUAUGCUAUGGCGGGUGGUGGUUUCAUGCUUGGUGCAGUGGUUGGCGCUUUCUUUUUGACCGAUUUCGCAGCUCGCGCUGUCCCAAUUUUGAACGAAUAUUGCGAAAUCCGCUACGGUGCAGCGUGGGAAAAGUUCAAGAGAGACACACCUUAUCGCCUGAUUCCUUAUGUCUACUAGUCAUGAGCGCAUACGGAAAUGGACAUGUCAUUAGAGAUGCCUGAACUCGGAAAUUUCACGUCCGACUCUCCUCAAAUACAUCUGACCCUCUCACAGC